AUGAGCAUAGCCAAGGCCGGCAAGCAGGUCAUCUCCACCGACGGGGCGCCAGCGGCGCUUGGCCCGUACAGCCAGGCGGUCCGCGCCGGCAACACGCUGUACGUGUCUGGCCAGAUCGGGCUUGUGCCUGGGACCAAGGACUUCGCCUCCGAGGGCGUGGAGGGCCAGACUGAGCAGGUGAUGAAGAACCUGGGCGCCAUCCUGGAGGCGGCGGGCGGCAGCUAUAAGAGCGUGGUCAAGACCACCAUCCUGCUGGCGGACAUGGGUGACUUUGCCACCGUCAACGGCAUUUACGGGCGCUUCUUCCCGGAGGAGCCGCCCGCGCGCGCCACCUUCGCGGUCAAGACCCUGCCCCUCAACGCCAAGGUCGAGAUCGAGGCGAUCGCCUUGCUGGAGUAG
Monoraphidium neglectum is the source of this 399-nucleotide messenger RNA. RefSeq lists its product as hypothetical. Gene Ontology annotation, cellular component: cytosol. The record is from RefSeq and is a predicted model, not a curated record. Gene Ontology annotation, molecular function: deaminase activity. Lineage: Eukaryota; Viridiplantae; Chlorophyta; Chlorophyceae; Sphaeropleales; Selenastraceae. The transcript is spliced from 5 exons. The coding region runs from base 1 to 399 and encodes 132 amino acids.